Molecule: messenger RNA, 1838 nt
Organism: Pyrus x bretschneideri (Chinese white pear)
Lineage: Eukaryota; Viridiplantae; Streptophyta; Magnoliopsida; Rosales; Rosaceae
Product: probable pectate lyase 8
Exons: 7
Coding region: 109-1464 (451 amino acids)
Molecular function (GO): pectate lyase activity
Source: RefSeq, a predicted model, not a curated record
AUGACAACUUUUCUUCGACUCCAUUUGCCUUCCAUUUUUCCUCCUCUUCUUCUUCAAUUUUUGACACCGGUCGAGCGCCAUUAUUAACAUAAAUACAGAAAUUAGAGCAUGAGAGCUUGCUCUAAACCAACAAUGGCGGUCUCUUUGAACUUGUUUUUGUUACUUUCGACAAUGGCGGUUCUUCUAGCUCUGGUUGCAAGCACAAAUGCCUCUGCAGAGACUGACAAGAAUGUAAAUUCUAGGUUUGUGGAACCAAAGGAGUCAUUGAGCUCCAAGAACUCAUCAAUGGCAGAAAGGUCUGAUGAAGCUUUGGAUGAGCACGCAGUAGAUAAUCCAGAUGAAAUAGCCUCCAUGGUUGACAUGACCAUUCGUAAUAGCACAGAGAGAAGAAAUUUGGGAUUCUUUUCAUGUGCGACGGGGAAUCCAAUUGAUGAUUGUUGGAGAUGUGACCCACAGUGGCAGCUCCACCGCAAGCGCCUUGCAAACUGCGGCAUAGGGUUUGGGCGCAACGCCGUGGGCGGCCGCGACGGGAGAUACUACGUCGUGAACGACCCCGGCAAUGAUGAUCCCGUCAACCCUAGACCCGGAACCCUCCGCCACGCCGUCAUCCAGGACAGGCCGUUGUGGAUUGUGUUCAAGCGUGACAUGAUGAUCACACUAAAGCAAGAGCUAAUUAUGAACAGCUUCAAGACAAUUGAUGCACGUGGAGUCAAUGUGCACAUUGCAUAUGGGGCAUGCAUUACGAUUCAAUACAUUACUAAUGUCAUCAUCCAUGGGCUACAUAUCCAUGACUGCAAAUCUACCGGAAAUGCCCUCGUCCGGAGCUCGCCAAGCCAUUACGGGUGGAGGACGAUGGCGGACGGGGAUGGCAUUUCCAUUUUUGGAUCUAGCCACAUUUGGAUUGACCACAAUUCCCUUUCUAAUUGUGCUGAUGGGCUCAUUGAUGCUAUUAUGGGCUCUACUGCAAUUACCAUUUCCAACAACUACUUCACCCAUCAUAAUGAGGUUAUGUUAUUGGGUCAUAGUGACUCCUAUGUAAGGGACAAACUUAUGCAAGUGACAAUUGCUUACAACCAUUUUGGUGAGGGACUUAUUCAAAGGAUGCCAAGGUGUAGGCACGGGUAUUUCCAUGUGGUGAACAAUGACUACACACAUUGGGAAAUGUAUGCCAUUGGUGGAAGUGCUGAACCCACAAUUAACAGCCAGGGCAACAGAUAUCUGGCCCCUAACAAUGCUUUUGCAAAGGAGGUCACACAUAGAGUUGAUCCAAAUGACUGGACGCACUGGAACUGGAGAUCAGAAGGAGACCUGAUGCUCAAUGGAGCCUAUUUCAUUGCAUCGGGAACUGGUUCUGGAGCAAGCUAUGCCAGGGCCUCUAGCUUGGGGGCCAAGUCAUCUUCAAUGGUUGGCUCCAUCACGGCCAGCGCCGGCGUCCUCAGCUGCCGGAGGGGUUACCAAUGUUAAUUAUGUUUCAAUCCCUUCCCCCCCCCCCCCAAAAAAAACAACAAAAAAAAAAAAAAAAAAAGAAAAAGAAAAGAAACAAGAACAGAAGGAAGAAAGAAAUUAUUACUCAUUCUUCUUUCCCUUGAUUAUUGGUGUGGAGCCAUUAAGUUUACAUCCCUUCCUUCCACCCUAUUUGCCCCAAUCAAGUAUUUGAAGAAGUGUACAUUUUUUACUAGUCACAUUUUCUUUUUUGUUUGUAAUUUUCUAUUUUCUUUGGUCCAUAUAAUAUUGUAAUUGCACUUUAGGCAAUGAAAUAUUUGAUGACAAGGCCACAUUGUUUUGCAUGUGACCUAAAAAAAAAUGGGCACAUUUUAUCCAACUAAGCUUGUUUGAGA